GCAGUGCUAAAGACGGCAGUCGAGUUCUGGUCACAAUUUGUGCCAAAUUAAACAGUUUAUAGAGAAAAACUUUUACGAAUGUACAAAAUUUUGCAAAGCAAUUAUUAAAGAUUUGGCAGUAAAAUUUGUAGAUUGUGAUUAGUUUUAUCAAUUGAUAUUUUGAUUAUAUAAUCCAACCUGAUUCAUAAUUUAAGCACAUAAAUAGAAGCAAUGGUGUUAGUGUUUACAGCUAUAAUCAUAAUGUGUACAAAUAUAUUAAGUGUUUCUAGCGUGCCUGUAAAAGAUGAAUCACUAGAAAAUGAAGUAAUCACAUACAACUUCCCGUUCGUGAGACGAAAGCAAUGGGGUGCUUUGACUCCCAAACAGAUCCUACCUCUAACGGUCCCGGUACCAUACGUUGUUAUACACCACUCGUUUUCCCCCCCUGCUUGUGCGGAUUCAAAGCAAUGUGCAGAGGCUAUGAGAUCUAUGCAGGACUUUCAUAUGAAUACAAGGGGAUGGUGGGAUAUAGGUUACAAUUUCGCGGUGGGCGGCAACGGUGCUGCGUACGAAGGGCGUGGUUGGAAUGUUUUAGGCGCUCAUUCAUUGCAUUUUAACAGCGUGAGCUUGGGCAUAUGCCUCAUUGGAGACUGGUCACAUGAAUUACCACCCCAAAAUCAGUUAAAGACCGCUAAGGCCCUAAUAGCAGCUGGAAUUGAUAUGGGGUACAUUAAACCUGACUACAAGCUUAUUGGCCAUAGACAAGUUAGAGAUACUGAAUGUCCAGGAGACGCUCUCUUCAACGAAAUACAAACUUGGGAACAUUACUCCCCUUUUCCAAACAACGCUAAAGAUUUGAUAAACGUGGUAGAAAUCCCGGAUACCAUUCGAGAAGAGUGGAAGAACAAUGGCACUUUGGUUUCGUAACUUUUGAAAACAAAAUUGGUUUAGGUGCAAUAUAAUAUUAUGGUGUA
Molecule: messenger RNA, 953 nt
Organism: Colias croceus (clouded yellow)
Lineage: Eukaryota; Metazoa; Arthropoda; Insecta; Lepidoptera; Pieridae
Product: peptidoglycan-recognition protein LB-like
Exons: 5
Coding region: 211-906 (231 amino acids)
Biological process (GO): peptidoglycan catabolic process; innate immune response
Molecular function (GO): N-acetylmuramoyl-L-alanine amidase activity; peptidoglycan binding; zinc ion binding
Source: RefSeq, a predicted model, not a curated record